CUGAGAGAGGAAAACAAUUCUGGACCAAUCUUUCUUUACAAUGAGAGUUCCACCCGAUGUGGCUGCAGUUUCCUGUCUUUGUCCUCUGGUUAUCUUCCUAUGUGUCGUCUCCCAGAGUUGUUGUGGGAUCCGGGUAAGUCUGAACCCUCACAUCACCUACCCAAACACCAGCCUGUACCCUCAUCUGGGGCCCAAAUCACAGCCUGGAACGAUCCCGCUCCCGAGCUCCAGUCCUGAAGAAGAUACGUCUCCACUGAGGUCCAGCCAGCUCUCGAGUUCUCGCCAGAACCUCCGGAGUAAGCCUCAAUUAAAACCUUGGGAUCUUACCAGCAACUACAGGUCCAACACAAAUUCUCCGUCAGAAAUCUCCAAGACCUCGUCAAACUCAGACACAGAGCUCAAGCCACACAUUGAGCCCAAACUGAACUUUAUUUCACAGCAAGGGUCGGUGAGAAAUAUCUCUAAUAACCCAAAGCAGUCUGCAGAAUGGAAACCACGGAUCAGAUCCCAGCCAAGCCAAAAGCCUAGGACACUCCCAAAGUCUCCUGUAGGAACCAGAACUAGCAUUGAAUCUGAGUCAGGACCUGUAACUAAAUUAACUACACUAUCCAGUCUUAACCAUAAGUCCAACUCUUCAGGUUCUGUUCGAUCCAGUACUGCCAAAAAACCCAGUCCAGCAUCACUAUCAAGACCUAAAUCUCAUGCCAGACUCAGAUCUCCGUCACAAACCAACGCCAAGAUCACAAACCAAAACUCGAAGUCACAAAGGAACCAGACCAAGUCAGUGGAGACAGACAAGGAUCCCCCCCAGCGGCCCAGGAGAGGCUGGAUCUGGAACCAGUUCUUUGUUCUGGAGGAACACAUCGGACCUGAACCUCAGUACGUUGGAAAGCCCGUGUUCGACUCCCGAAACGGAUCCAGUGUGAUAGACGCGAGCCGCCCGACGGAGCGGCUGAUGGACCGCGGCGCGCACAGACUUUCUUGA
Messenger RNA from Labrus bergylta (ballan wrasse), 985 nucleotides. The record is from RefSeq and is a predicted model, not a curated record. NCBI's taxonomy places the organism in Eukaryota, Metazoa, Chordata, Actinopteri, Labriformes, Labridae.